CCUCCAGUCAAAAUCAAGGGAAGUGAGAGACGAGGGUGAGUGUCCUAAGUUUCAUCGCGCAUAGAAUGGACCCCUAACAUCUUUCCUCCGUAUAGAAUCAAAACAAACGGCUCCAGCGGUCAUUCGCGCAGCCAUCCCACACCACCAUCUGCACAACGUCACCGCUUUGCCUUUUCCGCUUCGGUGUCUCAAAAAGCUUAGAUAGAUAAUGCCGGGACUGACAGCACCCUCCGAUUAUGCGCGGGAACCGCCGCGUCACCCUUGCCUCCGCAUCAACUCCAAGGAACCUUUCAAUGCGGAGCCACCGCGUUCGGGGUUGAUUUUGUCUUAUGUGACACCUGUGGAUUUGUUCUACAAGAGGAAUCAUGGGCCAAUUCCGCUAGUUGAGGACAUAGAAAGAUACUCUGUUUCAAUAUGCGGAUUAAUUGAUACUCCUAGAGAGCUGUUUAUGGGAGAUAUCAGAAUGCUUCCAAAAUAUACUGUCACUGCGACUUUACAGUGUGCUGGUAACAGAAGGACCGCAAUGAGCCAAGUUAAAAAAGUUAAAGGAGUUGGUUGGGAUGUUUCUGCUCUUGGAAAUGCUGUUUGGGGUGGUGCCAAAUUGGCUGAUGUUCUGGAACUUGUUGGAAUUCCUAAGUUGGCAAGUACUACUAAAUCUGGAGGAAAACAUGUUGAAUUUGUGAGCGUUGAUAAGUGCAAGGAGGAGAAUGGUGGUCCUUACAAGGCAUCAAUUCCACUAAGUCAAGCCACAAACCCCACAGCUGAAGUCUUACUUGCUUAUGAGAUGAAUGGAGAGGUUCUUAAUAGGGAUCAUGGUUAUCCCUUGCGAGUAGUUGUCCCAGGUGUUAUAGGUGCUCGUUCUGUCAAAUGGCUGGACUCCAUCAAUGUCAUUGCAAAUGAAUGUCAGGGCUUCUUUAUGCAAAGGGACUACAAAAUGUUUCCCCCGUCAGUCAACUGGGAUAAUAUCAAUUGGUCUACCAGUAGGCCACAAAUGGAUUUUCCUGUUCAGAGUGCAAUUUGCUCUCUAGAGGACGUGAAUGCUAUAAAGCCUGGAAAGGUAAAAAUCAGUGGAUACGCAGUAUCAGGAGGUGGACGUGGAAUUGAAAGAGUUGAUAUAUCUAUCGAUGGUGGCAAAAGCUGGUUACAAGCCUCUCGAUACCAGAAGGCUGGCAUCCCCUAUGUUUCAGAUGAUCUGAACAGUGACAAAUGGGCAUGGGUGCUCUUUGAGGUUGUGGUUGAUAUUUCCAGCAGCACUACGAUUGUUGCCAAAGCAGUGGAUUUGGCAGCAAAUGUACAACCUGAGAAAGUGGAAGACAUUUGGAACUUGAGAGGGAUUCUUAACACUUCAUGGCAUCAAGUUCAAGUUCGAGUUGGUCAUUCAAAUAUGUGAACCUAUAAUAAUCGGAGAAGCAUCUGAAUAACUCUAUUUGUCAUCCUGUGUGGUAUGUGAUUGUCAUUUCUUUACCUCGAACUUUGAAUGAAAAGUAAUGUUACUCGGCUUCAGUUUCUUGCUGAUGAUUUUAUCACGCUAUUAAUGCGCCUGCAUUGCCAAACAUAUUCUAUCA
Tripterygium wilfordii is the source of this 1565-nucleotide messenger RNA. RefSeq names its product sulfite oxidase-like. The record is from RefSeq and is a predicted model, not a curated record. Gene Ontology annotation, molecular function: oxidoreductase activity; molybdenum ion binding. NCBI's taxonomy places the organism in Eukaryota, Viridiplantae, Streptophyta, Magnoliopsida, Celastrales, Celastraceae. Bases 209 to 1390 code for a protein of 393 amino acids. The transcript is spliced from 12 exons. Gene Ontology annotation, cellular component: mitochondrion.